GGGGGGAGCUGUAGCCGCAGAGCGACUUAAAUGCACUGCAGCAUCCAGCAGGUUCUGUUUCUCUGCAUCUCGUUCUCCUGCGCCUGCUCGUCGCUCUCUCUCUCUCACUUAUUUCGCUGCUCUCUCCAUCAAGAGCGUCUGUGCAUCCGUCUGUCCCAGCAGAGAAUCUCGGUGUUCCUUUCUUACCAUCUGAAGCUUUUCAGAUCCUCUCACCCUUUGCAAACGUAGCCGGGCCUCGUCUAUCUGCAGAGCUUAAUCUACAAACUCCAGGAUCCAGUCCAGGAUGGAUGUUUUCAUGAAAGGAUUCUCCAUGGCCAAGGAAGGAGUGGUGGCUGCCGCUGAGAAGACCAAAGCUGGGGUUGAAGAAGCAGCCCUUAGGACCAAAGAAGGGGUCAUGUAUGUAGGCAACAAGACGAAGGAAGGGGUGGUGUCGGGUGUAAACACAGUUGCCCAAAGGACCACCGAUCAUGCAAACAUUGUUGGUGAGACAGCGGUGGGCAGUGCUAAUGACGUGGGACAGAAGACGGUAGAAGGACUGGAGAAUGUGGGUGCAUCCAACCCGGAUGAGGCUUUAUAUGAGGGUGACUUCUCUCACGGGGGUGGCAUGGAAGGAGGAGAUGGUGGAGAGGGUUAUUAGUCCAGAGAUGUGAAGCUUUUCCCUCUGACCUCCCACCUCUGAGUUUCUGCUCCAAAGUCUCACCCUCGACCAGACUCCAGAUGCUACCAAUAUUUUUUUGUGACUGUACUGAAAACCAGAAUGGAAAAAGACUCUCCCCGAGCCCUUUAGCCUUUAGAUGUGUGACGCUUCCCCUCUUGGCCAGCUGUUUAUCUGUGAUGUCAUCAUGCUGUCUGUGUUAUUUCUCCAUUCACUUCCAUCUACUGUAUCACACACACACACAUACACACACACUUCACUCCCUACACAAAAUAUGGUAAAAAUGUAAAGCUCAGAGGUAGACAUGGUCCUUCUGGAGGAUGGCUGAAAAAAGAUAACCGCAUGACCAUUAAUGUAAGAAAAGCAAUACAUCUCAUUUCAUCAGGGCAUGUAGCAAUGCGUCUGGAUCUAUGUGAGACCACAGCCAUGUUUGAAUUGAUUUAGUCUUGAAAAUGCUGCAAUGUACGCAACGACAAGUUGUGUGUACAUUAAGAGAUACAUUACAUUCCUUUAGUUCAGUAUGUGUGACAGAAUAGAUUUACUGUGUGCUUGACCAAUAGACUUACUGUGUGAUUUAUUAGAGUAUUUUAAGAAUAUGUUUAUUCACAGAUGUGAACGCAUACACAAAAAUAAAGAUCUGUAUUGAUGUAGCAGUGCUAGACUUACAUAUUUUCAUUAGCUUGCAUUUGUGAGAUUUGGUUCUAGUAAGUUGCAAUUUUACAGAGAUUUAAACAGGGAAACCAGUGUAGUUGUCCGUUUCGUCUGUUGAAUGGGUCGUGAAACCCUUCAGGUGCUAUGAGGGGAAGAAAUAAGAAAAGUCUGUUAAGUGGAAAGAGAUCAAACGCUCAAACAAAUGCCUCUCUGUUAUGUCUCGAUUUUGUUGCAAUGCAUGUAAAGUCAUUUGUCAUGCUCGCAAUGUAAAAGCAAUACUACAGCGCCACUGCAAAGUCUGUCAAUUGUCUGUUCUGUAGCACUGUGUUUUAUUGAGGAAAUGCUAAGAAGUGUCAAUCCUUGCUUAAAAUAAGUGUUGCCAUCUUCAUUAAGCCUUUUGCCCCUCCCACUUCUCAUCUGGGCCACCAAAACCCCGCCCUUAUGUGUCAUUCAAUAGUGUUCAUGUCCACACCAAGGCUUGUGUCUGCUGUAGCUGCUAGGACAAAAUGAUCAAACAUUGCAGUUUGUUUUUACUUUGAAGCCACAAAAUCCCUGACUGCAUGUUGCCUUAUUAGCACUCAAAUAUUCACACACACACACACACACACACACACACACACACACACGAAGCUAAUGAUUACAAUACAAAAACGCUAUUCUAUCUUUCUUUCUUUCUUAAGCCUCUCUCUUACUCAUCUCUCUCUGACACACACGCACACACACGUCCCACAUAUCUUUUAAGUUGGCAUCAAAGCAGACAUGCUGAUUUUAUAAACUGUACAAGUGAAAUAAAGAGUUUUGUUGAAAUCUAAA
Messenger RNA from Misgurnus anguillicaudatus (oriental weatherfish), 2119 nucleotides. It is a transcript of the gene sncgb, whose product is annotated as synuclein, gamma b (breast cancer-specific protein 1). Gene Ontology annotation, cellular component: cytoplasm; axon terminus; neuronal cell body. The record is from RefSeq and is a predicted model, not a curated record. Lineage: Eukaryota; Metazoa; Chordata; Actinopteri; Cypriniformes; Cobitidae. Gene Ontology annotation, molecular function: cuprous ion binding. Gene Ontology annotation, biological process: chemical synaptic transmission; synapse organization; synaptic vesicle endocytosis.